UAUGCACGCAAACCAUCCGUCUGAAUACUAGUACUUUUUCAUCAUGGGUUCUCUGUCAGUUUUCUCUCCCGGUGGUUACAAGUUUCUUACAUUGACACGCAGAUUCUCCCUGAUCGUCUAUGCUUUUAUGAAUUUUAAAGAGGCUUAGGCACCUAAAGCUUAUCGCAUGAAAGACUUCUUUGUCGCAUGAGGUUCUCUGUGUCCCACUUCAGACAAAUUCUAUAGGAAUAACUGAACACUACUUACCAUGUUUUUUCUUAUUAUUUACCAGGAACUUCCUUGUCAAUGUUGCCCCGGUCUGGUACGGUUAAGCCAUUCGCAACUCUCCAAAUUGUGCCGUAAUAGCAGCGGAUGGUUAAAUUAAUGCACCAUUUGGACCUUUAGAGACCAGUUUAACGCGCAGAGGACACCUGAUAAAGGACAUUGACCCUUUUUUCUUGACUUCUUCAAAUUGCCGGCAUCCAAUUUUCAAAGAAGAGUGACGCAGUGGCUCGUUGCACCAUUUUGGCUCAUUACGUAGCGCCUAGUGGCAAUCCCGGCCAGAAUGUCUUUUAAACUAUUGCCAUUGUAAGUUCAGCCAAUUGUCAUUCACAGCUGAUUCAAACACACACAAUCGCCAACCUUGUUACCACCCAAGAACUUACUACCAUUCAGUGGCGAGUUCAGUUGAUGAGGGUACCAAGCAGUCGAUGAUUCAGUUCAUAGACAAAGUUUCUCCUGGGAUUGAUCGAGGUUGGAGCUUGUCCACGGAUCCCUGCACCGAUAAGUGGAAGGGCGUGGAAUGCGAGUCGCAAUCAGUGAAGAGGAUCGUUCUCGAGGAGCUCAACUUCUCAGGGACUCUUGAUGCCAGUCCUCUCUGCAGAGUCGGGUCUCUAGCUGUUCUUAGCCUCAAGAGCAACAAUCUGGUGGGAGGGAUUCCGGAAGAGAUUGCAAACUGCAAGCGUUUGACGCACUUGUAUUUAGGCGGGAACCGGUUCUCGGGACAACUGCCCGACGCCCUCUCGAGAUUAAAUAACUUGAAGAGGGUCGACGUCUCUGAUAACAACUUCACCGGUCCCUUGCCGAAUCUUGCUCGGAUCUCGGGCAUGACUUCCUUCUUUGCUCAGAACAACAAUUUCACCGGAGAACUACCCCAGUUCGACUUUGCCAACUUCGAGCAAUUUAAUGUCUCGAACAACGAUUUCACUGGUCAGAUUCCUGAUGGCGGAGGCCGUUUCCAGGAGAACAGCUUUCUCGGGAACCCGGGGUUGUGCGGAAGUCCGCUGCCCAAUUCAUGUCCGCCCCCUCAACCAGCCAAGAAGAAACAGAAAAACGUGUCUUUCGAAAAGAUUCUUAUCUAUCUAGGCUAUAUGAUUCUCGGCCUGAUCGUUCUGCUCUUCUCGGUCUACAAAAUAGCAAGAAGAUCCAGGAAAAAAGCAGAUGGGGUCGAUGGUGGUAAGGAUAGGAGAGCUGAUGCUAGCAGCAGCAAGACUAAUGGGGCGUCCAGCGAACCAAAGACGAGCGAUAACAGGUCGGAGUACUCGAUAACUUCCAUGGAGAGUGGAAUGAACACGUCAUCACUUGUGGUACUAACGAAUUCUCCUGAGAUGAAGGAUUUGAAGUUCGAGGACUUGCUUAGAGCGCCUGCCGAGCUGCUUGGAAGAGGAAAGCAGGAAGCCUUUACAGAGUUGUGCUCAGCAAUGGCCUCGUUCUGGUCGUGA
Molecule: messenger RNA, 1700 nt
Organism: Eucalyptus grandis
Lineage: Eukaryota; Viridiplantae; Streptophyta; Magnoliopsida; Myrtales; Myrtaceae
Product: probable inactive receptor kinase At2g26730
Exons: 2
Coding region: 690-1700 (336 amino acids)
Molecular function (GO): protein binding
Source: RefSeq, a predicted model, not a curated record